AGAGAUCCUAAGGGUUGGACUUGGAUGCUUCAUCUAUUAAUUAAUAAAUAGCAUCUCUAAUACUUAAUUCUUCGAAAGGUCAAUUUGAAGCGCGAAGUAAUGAUGUAUACAAGAAGAAGGGAAGAGUUGUUAUAAUUCACACGGUAAUAAGUUUGUAAGAAUCCAUAGAUAGACGACAAUGACAACACAAACUCCUCCAUCAAAUCCGAUCACCGAUCCCUACAAGUACCUCCGUAUCGUCCUGGCCCCUGAUGGCACCAUUACUCGCUUGCCAGAAAUUCCAAGCCUAAACCUCUCAUCAGCCGACUCUGCUUCUGAUUCCCACCCAAUUCCUAUUCUCACCAAAGAUCUCACCAUCAACCAAUCAAAAAAAACAUGGGCACGUAUAUUCCUACCCAGGCAAACGCUGGAUCCUUCCUUCCACGCCAAACUUCCUCUCAUAGUUUGGUUCCGUGGAGGAGGGUUCAUUCUCUACAGUGCAGCUUCAGCCCUUUUUCAACAUUCCUGCGCAACUAUGGCUAUUCAACUGUCUGCUGUUCUUGUCUCCAUUGAGUACCGUCUCGCACCCGAGCACCGUCUCCCUGCAGCUUACGAGGACGCUGUUGAGGCGGUGCACUGGAUUAAAACCGCUCCAGAUGAGUGGUUAACAGAUUUUGCUGAUCUCAACAAUUGUUUUCUUAUGGGGGGUAGUGCCGGCGCUAAUAUAGCUUACCAUGCUGGACUAAAACUGGCGGCGACAAUCGAUGAUCAUGAUCUACAUCCUUUAGAGAUCAAAGGGUUGAUAUUGCAUCAACCUUUCAUCGGUAGGUGCAAGAGGACUGAAUCGGAGUUGAGAAUGGUUAGUGAUCCCCAUCUACCGCUUUGUUGUGCUGAUCUGAUGUGGAAGUUGGCUUUGCCAAUUGGAGCUGACCGUGAUCAUGAAUAUUGCAAUCCGACAGUAGAGGGUGGUUCAAAUGCGUUGACGAAGAUGAAGGAGUUAGGGUGGAGAAUAUUGGUAGAUUGGGGUGAUAAAGACCCACUGAUGGACAUCAACCAAAACUAUACUUUGACAAUUUUUAAGAAGGGUUUACAAGUGGUAAGCCAAUUUUCGGAGGGACAUUGUCAUGGGAUAGAGCUUGUUGAUCUCUCCAAAUGCAACGCCCUGUAUUCUGCCUACAAAUCUUUCAUAUCUUCGUCACUGCUUCCUUAGUCAGUGAUGCGCACCGUUUUGGCAGUUUCUUCUCUUUCCUUUGCAAGAAAGUUGAGCCUUAAAGAUUAUUGAGGGCCCUGCUUGAAGGUUUGGUUUGUGUAUAUGAUUGUAACUGCUUACAUCAAUUUGAUUAAAUAAUUUACAUGAGUUUGCGCUCUAGAUAUUAUCAUUGCACGUUUAAAUUCCUUCCAGCUAGUGUCCAUGAAGUUAUUUAUUGUAAAAUUAUAGGUUAUUUCAAUUCUACUCCAACUACAUUUUGACCAUAAGCUAUAUGGAUUUGUCUCAA
This is a messenger RNA of Jatropha curcas, 1475 nucleotides long. The record is from RefSeq and is a predicted model, not a curated record. NCBI's taxonomy places the organism in Eukaryota, Viridiplantae, Streptophyta, Magnoliopsida, Malpighiales, Euphorbiaceae.